CGCACCGAGAAGCCAUUUCUCUCCCCAGCUCCUCCAGGAAAGACGCCGCAUACCCAGUGUCUGCCAACGCUCGUGCAUUAUUAGCCCGCUGCCAGCACAAACAGAUGUUCUUGUAGAAGUGUUACUGUGAACCUGCGUAUACAUUCCAACAAGUGAUAUCGCUAAAAAGCCGGGCUGGUAGCUCAGUCUUUUCAAAAUGUGGCCCAGGUUUUCAAUGAAGAAGAAAAUAACGUACAUCAUGGACUUGUCCCAGCCCGUGCAGGGGAACAGUGCCCGGCUGCAGGCCUUCCAGAACAGGACUGGUGAAGAGUGCAAGGGUCGUACUGGAUUCGGUACAUUCAAGAAUCAUCACCGCGGUCCCGAGCUGCUUCGGGAACUUGCAAGACAGUACAAGAACGGAGAAUUCGUUGACGUGGUGGUGAAGGUAGAGGGAAGGGAGUUCCGCUGCCACCGUGCGGUGCUGGCGUCCAUGCCGUUCUUCAGGACCAUGCUGUCAUCCAACUUCACAGAAAGCCGCUCGGGUGUUGUACAGCUGCACGAUGUUAACUCUACCAGCUUCUCAAAGAUACUGGACUUCCUGUAUCAUGGGAAACUCUGCAUCACCAAAGACGACGUCGAGAGUCUUGUACAGGCAGCACACAUGCUACAGCUGGAGAAGGUCCUAGACUAUUGCAAAACCUUCAUGAUAGAAUGCCUUAGUCCGUCCAACUGUCUGGGUGUGAUGCACUUAGCCGGCAGUCUCGAUAUGACUUCUUUGAAGAGGGAAGCAAGGUAUGAGGCUUUAUCUCGAUUUGCAGAAGUCGUUCAAACUGAGGAGUUUCUGUGCCUUUCAGCAGAAGUGCUCUUGUAUCUACUUGAAGAUGAUGAAAUCCACGUUACGGACGAAGACGACAUUGCCAACGCUGUGAUACGAUGGCUCGGCCACAAUGUUGAAAGCCGCAAGUCAGCUCUGCCCACCAUUUUGCAAGAGAUUCGCUUAUCACAUGUGCGAGUCGGUGUGCUCGAGAUGCUAUUAUCACACACAGUGGCGCAGCAGUCUCCUCAGUGUCUGGCCAAGCUUACAGCAGCUAAGGAGGAACACUUACGGGGUGUAUGGCAACUAAACACAGGCGCGGUAGGAGGAAAGGGGCCCAGACGAGGGGUAUCGGACGACCUGGCGAUCAUUGUCGGUGGUUGGAGGGCGGUGAAGCGAAGCAACCCUCGUGAACAUGAACGUGAACACCGGCCGAACGUUUCCGACCUGUUGCCAGAGUCCGAGCCUCAGCAGACCAUCUUCUGCUUGAAUCCGGACGACCGGCAAUACUACCACAUCACCAAGCUGCCGACACCGGUGACCAGGUGCGUUAGCGUGGCGAGCGAGGGGCGUCACCUGUACGUCACAGGUGGGCAGGAUCCCGCCACGUCCAUGUUCUCUCUCCCGCCGCCGUCAAGACAAGCCUUCAGGUAUGACUUCCCGACAGACACCUGGAUGACGUUACCCGACAUGCCACGCGGGAGGGCAGGGCACCAGUCUCUUGUGGUUGGCGGGAAACUGUUUCUGGUUGGAGGCCAUGAUGAGGACAAGUCUCAGUUCAGUAUGGAUUGCUACAACAUCAGAGAGGGGGCCUGGAUAAAGCCGCCGACACUACCGGCAAUCGACGCUUCAUCAGACUUCACGGCAACGGUCUGUAACCUCAAGCUUCUGAUCAUCCAGGUGUCGCAGAAGAUUGCGACGAAUCCAACGGUUGACUCUGCCCAGUCUUCGAGCGAGUAUCCAAUACUGUACGUACAUGCGUAUGACGUGGCGACGGACCGUGCGGUGUACGCGGUUGUACCACUGAAGAGCGCUGUAAGGAAGGAGAACAUCUGGACCACUGCUGUUGAUGACAAACUUUAUCUUUACCUGUUCGAAGGUCAUCCCGACCAUGGCGACUACUUACAGAACCGGAAUCAAAUCUAUGCCUACGAUACCAAGGAUGGGAGCCUAUGCAAGGCUGAUGUUGUGAAUGGAGCAGGUUUAACGGGCAGCUUCAUUCGUACACAACAACAGGGCAUGACGAGUUUUGUCAUCAAACACACGUUCAAGGGCAGGGUCAGGAUCAAAGGCAUCAUUGAAACGAAGGUCUGCAUACCCUUUGCCCUGGAGGGGCACACGUGCCUUGGGGUGAAGAAGAGCGGAAUAGGGUGGUACUGCAGGGACAAGUUGCAGACACUGAGGGACAAGGAGGUGGAAGACGUGGCACCAAAGGCGGAGAGCUCAGCUUCUGGGAGCGCCGGGAGUUAGACCUCAAUGUUCUAGGGGUUUCUCUUAGGUAGCCUGGUGUGGGUCUGUUAAUGUCUUAAUGAAUAGAGGGUGAAAAGUCAGUAUGGCACAAUCAUGUUGUAGGACCAGGAAUUGGCCUAUAGGACGGACUGUAGUGUUUUAGUUAUCUCAAAGUAGUUUUUAUGGUGAUAAGAACAGCGGCAAAAAUGCACCACUUGAAAGGUGACAGCGAAAUACAUCUGCUUUGAGGUUAUAUCUUGUUGUUGAGUUCCAAGUUUCCUAGCAUGUACUUUGCUGAGUAGUCUUUGUAACACAAACUCCCGCUGUCCAGGGCUGUAACUGGCCCCUCCCCUUCUAGGGGGCCGGCGGAUGGUUGGCGGGCUGCUAUAAGCGAAAUUUAAUCAGGCUAUUUGCUGAGGGUUGUAAUACUAACAGUAGCAGUGUCACUUCUGAUCAAAAUCGAGAACACGGUGCAGACGGUCACAGUCCAUUGAUAUUGCUAUAUAACGUUACUGGUGUAUAUAUACCAAAGAAAAUCUAAAUAGAUAGUAGCAAGUAGCUUAUACAUAUAACCUCAUUGACAGUAGUAGACAAACAUGAUAGGAUUAACUUUUAAUGUGCUAUUGGCUCAAAUUUAAGUCGGCUCUAUGGUAACUGAAUUAACAAUAUCGCUAUGUCCAUUCCGUGAGCAAGAAUGACAAAAUUUGGGUAAGUCCCAAUCAAUUCUACUGUUGGUUAGUUAGAUUUUAGUUUAUCCAUAAUGUCAUUUACCAACAUAGAUGAACUUUCAUGCUAAUAUCCUUAUGUUGAUAUGACCAUUAUGAACUGCCUAGCACAGACUUAGAUUAUAGCAUCAUGUUGGUAUCCGUCGGUAUUGUGGAUGUUAUGAUUUAUCAGUACUGCAGUACGACAAUUCAAUGAUGCACUGUACCACCUGUCACCUGUUGAAGUAAUGACGUUAUGAGCAUAGGACAAUGUGUUUAUCCGCUCAUUUUAUUUGCGCAUAGAGGGAGUUGGUACCGGAUUGAACUUUAUUUUUACAUAAAUAGUCUCAAUAGUAAGUGUCCAACCACUUUCGAAGUUUCAAGUUUUCCUAAACGUUCACUACUGAUAGAAAAGAGAACUAGAAAUAUAUUCAAGAGAACGUAAAUCAUAUCCAGCUGUCAGAACCGUAGUUUUACAUGACAAAACAAAAAAGAAUGAACACCUGGUACAUAGAGUACCCACAAGCCUCCGCACAGCGAAGUCCCAGAUGUAAAAGAAGCGACAAUACAAGAAUGUGACCUUCCUUGUUGUGACUGUAGUUUCCCCUCCUGGAAAGUACUUUACUGUUAAAGAGCUUCUUUGAUGGUCUUACAGGGCCGGCCCCUUUGAAGUUAUUUUCCAAGCGCUCAUUCGUUUCUCAAGCUGAAAACCCUGCCGAAGUUUUUUUUUUCGUCUCAUAGCAUUUGCAGGUGGGUGGUCGAGUGUUGAAUUAUGAUUAACUUUCGACUGAUGUUUUAAAUUCCGGAGAUUUUUAUUGUUUGCGCCGACGAUCGUGAUAAAGUAACACGUUCUUCCUUACAUGUGUGCAUUUGUUAGUUCUAAAACAAC
Molecule: messenger RNA, 3835 nt
Organism: Branchiostoma floridae (Florida lancelet)
Lineage: Eukaryota; Metazoa; Chordata; Leptocardii; Amphioxiformes; Branchiostomatidae
Product: kelch-like protein 24
Exons: 3
Coding region: 197-2263 (688 amino acids)
Molecular function (GO): protein binding
Source: RefSeq, a predicted model, not a curated record